CGAUCAUCGCGAUUAUUGGCUUAAUGGCACAUGUGUGAACCGUGUGAACGGACUGUGAAGAACGGUGUAUGAAUUUGUAGGCGUUUGUUAUUCUUCUUGUAUGAACAUUGAUAUCAAGGGAAUACUCCAUCAGGAUGCAGUUACGUUUUGGCUUGUGUGAACUCUGCAGAUCAACACUGUUUUCUCCUCCAACAAGGAUUGCAUCUGUUGCAGAGUUUCAUAACCAUCCGGCUCUGUUAGCAAAUGCACGUGUUGCUGUCAAGGUUGGAGCUUUAGGCAGUGAAGUAGACUCUUCAGAACAAAGAAAGAAGGUGUUACGAAUUAGUUGUAAGAGGAGUGAAUACAACCUUUAUGAAGGUCAAACAUAUGGUAAAUUUGAAAGCAUUCCAUUGGCAUCUAAAGGUUGGCACCACAGAAAGUCUAGAGGAGAUUUCUUCACAAUCCAAAAGUAUCGGGAAAACCCAGCAAUUUGUAAUUCAUCUGAGAGUGGUAUCAGUUUCAGUGACACUGGCCUUAGCAGCAACAUUAUCGAUAUACUGGAGGAACAGGAAAUCACAGAACCAACAGUCAUCCAGAAAGAUGGUAUCCCUACUAUACUGGAAGGACGUAAUACACUCUUAACUGCAGAAACAGGGUGUGGUAAGACCUUGGCAUAUCUCCUGCCUAUGAUAAAUCAAAUCCUGAUGUGGCGUCUUGUGUUAAGUGAACAUCGAUUCAACAGCCCUCUUGGUGUAAUUGUGUCACCCAACAGGGAAUUGGCAAAUCAGAUUGGUGAAAUAGCUGAGACGUUUUCGAGAAAAUUGAUGUUUACUUCAAAGGUGCUAACAGGUGGUCAUACUAAAUCAAAAAUAAUGAACCCAUCAUUUGAGGAAGUUGAUUUGUUGGUAGCAAGUCUUGGAGCACUUAGUAAACUUACUACCACAGGUAUCUACAACAUGAAGAGUGUACACCAUGUGGUGCUGGAUGAGGCCGACACACUACUGGAUGAUAGUUUCAGUGAGAAAUUGUGCCGUUUUCUGAGGCAUUUUCAGUUUCAAUUCAGAACAGCCACCAGUACACUAACUGCUGUGCCAGCAGGUGCCCAGAUGACACUGGUUAGUGCCGUAGUGCCAACAAGCCUUACGGAUAUACUGAGUCCUGUUAUACAGACUGACUCAUUAGUGAGAGUUACAACAAGUCAAGUUCACCGGCUGCUACCACAUGUCCCACAGAAGUUUUAUCGACUUGGCAGAUCGCAUAAGCCUGGUCAGUUGCUUGCUAUGGUUAAAAGUGAUACUGCAAAGAAACAUCCUGUUAUCAUAUUUAGCAACAAGUCAUCAACAUGUGAUUGGAUAUCAAUGUUCCUGAAUGAGAAUGGUGUGAAAUGUGUAAACCUGAAUGGAAAAAUGCCACUUGAUAUUCGGACAGGGAAGCUGAGGUUAUUUCAGUCGGGCGAUGUCAAUGUCAUUUCUUGUACUGACAUUGGUUCUAGAGGCAUUAAUACAGUCAGGGUAAAACAUGUGAUUAAUUAUGACUUCCCUCUGUACAUGGCUGAUUAUAUUCAUCGUUGUGGGCGCACAGGGCGUGUUGGAAGCGUUGAAGGCUGUCACGUUUCAAAUUUUAUUGCUGGUUUGAAAGAGGUUGAACUUGUGCAAAAGAUAGAGGAAGCUGCUCGAAAAAUGGACACACUGCCCAAUGUCAAUGGUAACAUAACAAGAACAAUUAAAUUCAGAGCUAUGAGAAAAAUGGAAGAUCGAUUUAUGUGAAAUGUGAAGUUGUGUACUUUAAGUAUAUGUCAUAUAUUGUGUCAUUAAACAUACAUACUACAUA
Messenger RNA from Cryptotermes secundus, 1809 nucleotides. It is a transcript of the gene Dbp21E2, whose product is annotated as probable ATP-dependent RNA helicase DDX28. NCBI's taxonomy places the organism in Eukaryota, Metazoa, Arthropoda, Insecta, Blattodea, Kalotermitidae. The record is from RefSeq and is a predicted model, not a curated record. Gene Ontology annotation, molecular function: nucleic acid binding; ATP binding; RNA helicase activity. The coding region runs from base 135 to 1745 and encodes 536 amino acids. The transcript has 13 exons.